Messenger RNA from Mirounga angustirostris (Northern elephant seal), 4541 nucleotides. Its product is annotated as zinc finger protein 596-like. Gene Ontology annotation, biological process: regulation of DNA-templated transcription. The record is from RefSeq and is a predicted model, not a curated record. Lineage: Eukaryota; Metazoa; Chordata; Mammalia; Carnivora; Phocidae.
GGCCUUGAUCAGCAGACGUAGUAAAAAGACAUAAAUAACAUUAGUCUGGGUAAAUAUCUAUGGAAGUGAGUAACUGAAUUAAGCUGGGCAGUAAAAAUGAGGAGGGCUGGAGGCUAACGUUUGGAAAUUGGGGAAUGCUGUGGUUCUCAUGCAGUAGAGAACUUGGACACAGGAUCUAAUUCUGUGAAAAAGCAAGGACAGGUGGGUUGUAAAAACAGGGUGGGGCCUCUGAUUGUUAAUGUUAGGGGUACUAUUCCAGGUAAAAUCUAGGUGUGAUGUGUAACGCUUAAAAUUUGAGAGUAGGAUGGGCGCCUGGGUGGCUCAGUCGUUAAGCGUCUGCCUUCGGCUCAGGUCAUGAUCCUGGAGUCCCUGGAUCGAGUCCUGCAUCGGGCUCCCUGCUCAGCAGGGAGUCUGCUUCUCCCUCUGACCCUCCCCCUUCUCAUGUGCUCUCUCUCAUUCUCUCUCUCUCAAAUAAAUAAAUAAAAUCUUAAAAAAAAAAAAAAUUGAGAGUAGGAGAAAGGCAAGGGAAAAUUCAAGUUCUGCCCGUAACACUUUUCUAAUGUGCUUCUGUGCAUGUAUAUGCUGGCAUGCAUGGAGUUUUGUCAUACUACUAAAGCUUCCUGAAACUCUGAUGAUGGCAUUUAUUAAAUUAAUAAUGAAAUCAUAAUUAGCAGAAUUCUUUUGAGGAAGAAAUGAACAAAUUAUAUCUCACAAGCACAGAAUCACAUAAAAUAAAACUUUAUCUUUUCUUGACGUGAGAUACAAAUGGGUAAGUUAAACCUACUUCUGUUUAUGACUCAUUAUUAUCACUUGUCCAUGAAAUACAUUUAUGUACUAUGGAUGUUUUAGGGGAGGAUUUACAAUUUAUAAAUGCUUUCACAGAUACACAAAAUCAAACAACGAAAUUCAGGGAAGUUGCAGCUAAUGCAGAUUUCAGUGCAAUUUUCUAAAACUUUAGCUAGAGUAAAUAAACAUCCUCCUAAAAUCCUUUCAUUCUAUAAUUUUUGGAAGUACUACCCUGUAAAGAUUGUUGGACUUGACGUUGUGCUGUAACCCACAUGUUCCUGUAAUUUUCUGAUGCAGGGGAUUUUAAAGGGUAAAUUUGUAAGAUGGGUGUCUUUGAUCGCUCAAAAUGAAGUAAGUCACUAAAUUAACUAAUCUUACCAUAAAAUACAUUUUUUUAAAGAUUUUUUAUGUAUUCAUUAGAGCACGAGCAGAGGGAGGGGCAGACUCCCCCCUGAGCAGGGAGCCUGAUGAUGCGGGGUUCCAUCCCAGGACCCCGGAAUCAUGACCUGAGCUGAAGUCAGAUGCUCAGCCGACUGAGCCACCCAGGCAUCCCCAUAAAAUGCAUUCGUAAUAGUCUUGUUUCAUAACCCAACCCAUUCAGAACAAAUCUAAAGGUCCGUGUUGGAGUGCUACUGCUGGAGACCUUCCUUGGAGGAGACAGUGAUGGAUGAUACGUGUAUCCAGAGCGGGCUGGGACAGGGAAGACUAGGGAUGGAGUGAGACACCAGAGGGCUGAGGAGGAGUUAGAGAAGCUGCUCGUAAACUAAUACCUAAGUGUGAGAAAUCUCACAGUGCCUAACGUUUGCAGAUGCCAGAAAUGCUGUUUCGGAAUCAGGAGGGAGUUGGCUUUUCACCUUCGUCCUGAACUGGGGGUGCUUCUGUCUUCCCUCCAAGCAACAAGAGAGCCUUAACUGGGGAGCCGCCCUCCCCUCCCCUCCUUUGGAGCACACGGCCUGCUUCCUGCUUCCGUGGUUCUGCUGGGGGUUACUUCCAGGGGGAGGGGUGGAGCUUCGGAGCGGGUGGGUAUGGAAAUCGUGGGCAGCUGGAUUGUCAUGGCUCCUUUCUCCUUCCUCAGCUUUGCCUCCUAUUGGCGAGACUGUAUGAGUGAACGUCCAGAAGCCACUUGACAACCGAGCUACGAAGAAUGGACUCACAAGAAUUGGUGACCUUUGAGGAUGUAGCUGUAGACUUCACUCAGGAAGAGUGGACCCUGCUGGACAGGUCCCAGAGAAAACUCUUCAGAGAUGUGAUGCUGGAGAACAUCAGUCACCUGGUCUCAAUUGGCAGACAACUCUACAAAUCAGAUACGAUUUCCCACUUGGAACCAGGAGAGCACCUUUCAAAAGAAGAGAGAGGUUUGCUGCAAUGCCAGAGUCCAGAUAGGGAAGAUCAUCUUAAAAAACAAGAAGUGAUAUUCAUGCAACAUAUCUGCAAGAAGGACACAACAUUAAUCAGUGAAAUGCAAAGAUCUCACACUCAAGAGGAUCCUUUUGAAUGCAAUGAUUUCGGAGACAAUUUUACUGAAAUACUAACAUGGACUCAAUAUGUGGUACCUAAAAUGGGAAAGAAUCCCUAUAUCAGCAAAGAAUGUGGAAAAGACAGCAGUUAUUUGACAUCUUUUAAUACACAUAAGCAGAGUCACACUACAAGUAAAUCAUACAAAUGUUGUCAACGUGGGAAUGCCUUUAUUCAAAGCUCUGCCCAUAGACAAACCAAUAAUACUCAAAAUGGAGAGAAAACAUUUGAAUGUCAUGAAUGUGGGAAGGCCUUUGGAAAAAGUUCCAACCUUAGGCGACACGAGAUGAUUCACACUGGAGUGAAACCACACGGAUGCCAUCUGUGUGGGAAAGCCUUCACUCAUUGCUCUGACCUUAGGAAGCAUGAGAGAACGCACACGGGAGAGAAAUCAUAUGGAUGCCAUCUAUGUGGGAAAGCCUUCAGUAAGAGUUAUAACCUUAGGCGACACGAGAUGAUUCACACCAGGAAAAAACCCCAUGGAUGCCAUCUAUGUGGGAAAGCCUUCACCCACUGUUCUGACCUUAACAAACAUGAAAGAACUCACUUUGGAGAGAAACCAUAUGGGUGCCAUCUAUGCGGGAAGACAUUCAGUAAAACUUCUUACCUUAGACAACAUGAGCGAACUCAUAAUGGAGAGAAACCAUAUGAGUGUCAUUUGUGUGGGAAGGCGUUUACCCACUGUUCUCACCUCAGAAAACAUGAGAGAACUCACACUGGAGAGAAACCAUACGAAUGUCAUCUGUGUGGGAAAGCUUUCACUGAAUCUUCUGUCCUUAGACGACACGAGAGAACCCACACUGGAGAGAAACCGUAUGAAUGUCAUCUGUGUUGGAAAGCCUUUACUGAUUCUUCUGUCCUUAAACGACAUGAGAGAACGCACACUGGAGAGAAACCGUAUGAAUGUCACCUAUGUGGGAAAGCUUUCAAUCACUCUUCUGUCCUUAGACGACAUGAGAGAACUCAUACCGGUGAGAAACCAUAUGAAUGCAAUGUAUGUGGCAAAGCCUUCAAUAGAAGCUAUAACUUUAGAUUGCAUAAGAGAAUCCACACUGGAGAGAAACCAUAUAAAUGUUUUGUAUGCGGGAAAGCCUUCAGUAAAUAUUUUAACCUUAGACAACAUGAAAAUACAUGUAAAGGUAAUAAAUGUGGAAGAUUCACCACCUAUAGCUUCAAACUACAAACACUCUUGAGGGCUCAAAUACUCAAGAAACACCAUAUUUAUAAUCAGUGUGGGAGAGCAUUUAUUCAUCCUUAUUACUUCACUCAACUGAAGGUAAUCCAAAGUGGAGAGAAUCCAUAUGUGGGUCAUCUAUAUGACAAAACCUUUAGAUAAUGGACUGACACGGAAGGAUGUAAAUGAAGUGAGUGUGGAAGAAUUUUCAUCCACAGUUCCGUCAAACAAAAUGGAGAAGUUACGUCAGAGAAAUAUGUCUGUAAUCAAUGCAGAAAUACUUUCAUUUAUCCUUUAAACAAGCCAGUUGUGCAGGAAAGUCUGGAUCUGUAAUCACUAUGCACUCAUUCAAUUUAGCAACUCAUUUGGCAUGCAGAAGAAAUCUGCUGAAACAAGAAGUGACUGGAGAAAAAAUCAUUCCUAGGAAGACAAGAGAAUUUUGUUGCCAAAGGGUUGUGUUCGGUGAGAACUAGGACAUGAAGGAGACUGAGGAUAUUUGGAGUAUCCUAUUCCAGAAUGCCUAGCACACUCACGCUAACGUCUGCUAGUGGCAAAAACCAGUCUGGCACAGCCGAGGGCUGAAGCAGAGGCAGCCCAGCCUUGCCCAUAUCCCUGACACAACAGCCACGGACGCACACGUCACCCAACGGAGGAGACCUUUGCAUCCCGGUUCCCCCCACAGGCAAAUGCAGAAAGCCGGGAGGCCAGAGGCCAGGCCGAGUCAUUGGUCUUCACUCGCUUGCGUAUGAUUAGUCAUCCUUGUUCACACGUGGCAAGAAAGAGAAUGCAGGUGCUUAUGAUUAACUUAUAACGUUACGAGUGAGUAUGCAAUGCCUUGUCAAUCCUCACUUUAUCUCUGCCCUUUGGUUUGAAGGUAUUAUUGAUGUGUCCUCACACUAAUUUGUUUUCUAUGUGUAAAGUCUUAAACUCACCCAUUAAUGUCACCAACAGGACAUAGCUUCCCAAACCUAGAACUAUUGAAUUUCUCCAGCUUCUCAUGUUUCUUAUAACUUCUAUUUUGUGUAGUAAUAUUAUAAAUUUUCCUCCUAACUCCAAUCUAAAGAUA